GGGCGCGGAGCGCAUGCUGUGGCCGAGCACAGAGAAACUGCGCGCUCUCAUACCGACACACCGUAUUCUCCCUUUUUCCUCCUCCUCCUCUCAGACACUUCCCAAACAAAGAGAAACACGCGAGGCGGAGGAACAGAGUGCAUCCGUCGGGAACCACCGAAUCCUCGUUGAUCAGAAAAACACACACCGAUACACUCUGACCCGAACCGGUUGGAACCGAGAGGAGAUUGAUUGAUCAUGUGUAGUAACGGAGCAAGUAACGGGACCAGCGAUAUGCUUCAGAUCCAGUUUGGUUUGAUCAACUGUGGGAAUAAAUACCUAACCGCUGAAACGUUCGGUUUUAAAAUCAACGCGUCGGCCACGAGCUUGAAGAAGAAGCAGAUUUGGACUCUGGAGCAGAGCGGGGAAGAGGCUGCCGGUAAUGUGUUCUGUCUCAAGUCGCAUCUGGGUCGGUACAUAGCGGUGGAUAAAGACGGGAACGUUACCGGGGAUAGUGAGAGUUCUGGACCCGAGACCCGGUUCAUCAUCACGGCUCACGACGAUGGGAGAUGGUCUCUGCAGUCAGAGGUCCAUGGCAGAUAUCUGGGAGGCACAGAGGACAGGAUCAGCUGCUUUGCCCAGACUGCAUCAGUGGCUGAAAAAUGGAGUGUCCACAUUGCCAUGCAUCCUCAGGUGAACAUCUUCAGUGUGACCAGGAAGCGUUAUGCCCACCUGUCCUCCAAGGUGGAUGAGGUCUCUAUAGACCGCGACGUCCCGUGGGGGGUGGACUCCCUGAUCACCCUGGUGUUCAGAGACCAACGCUACCACCUGCAGACGUCUGAUAACCGCUUCCUGAAGAACGACGGCAGCCUGGAGGCCGCGCCGGACAAGACCACCGGAUACACGCUGGAGUUCCGCUCCGGCAAGGUGGCGUUCAGGGAUUGUUCCGGGCGCUACCUGGCGCCGUCGGGCCCGAGCGGGACCAUGAAGAGCGGGAAGACUAGCCGCGUGGGGAAGGAUGAGAUGUUCGCUCUGGAGCAGAGUCACCCUCAGGUGGUUCUCACCGCCGGCAACGAGAGGAACGUCUCCACCAGGCAAGGAAUGGACCUGUCAGCCAAUCAGGACGAGGAGGGAGACCAGGAAGUGUUCCAGGUGGAGAUGAGUCGUGAGAACAGGAAGUGUGCUUUCCGGACCGCCGCCGGGAAGUACUGGACCCUCACCUCUUCUGGAGGACUACAGUGUACCGCCUCCACUAAGACUGCCAACUGUUACUUUGACAUGGAGUACUGUGGUAAGAAGCUGACUCUCCGUGCCGCCAACGGGAAAUACGUCGCAGCCAAGAAGAACGGCCAGCUAGCCGCUACCGUCGACGUUGCCGGUGCGUCGGAGGAGUUCCUGAUGAAGCUGAUUAACCGUCCAAUCAUCGUCCUCCGUGGGGAACACGGUUUCAUCGGGUGUCGUAAGGUCACAGGAACCCUGGACUCCAACCGUUCCUCGUACGACUACUUUACCCUGACCUUCAGAGAGGGGACGUACAGUUUACAGGACUCGACGGGGAAGUUCUGGAUGGUGGGCAGCGAGGCGUCAGUGGUGAGCAGCAGUGACGACCCCGUCGACUUCCUGUUAGAGUUCUGCGACUACAACAAGGUCGCUAUCCGCUCCGUCGCCGACGGGAAGUAUCUCCACGGCGACCACGCCGGCGUCUUGAAGGCCAACGCCGACGACCUGGAGACCGCCACGCUCUGGGAGUACUGACCCCUUCCCGAGACCCCGUUACUACGACAACGAAGCGGCAGCAUCCCUAACUCCUCCCUCUAUCCCUCCAUCCUUCUCUCAACUCUGUCCUAACCCCUCCCAGACCAGGGCUGUGUUCAGUGGGGUGAAAUGUUUCACGAUAUCGUAGAUGGGAGGGGGGGAAUGUAAAGACCUAGAGCUGACCCCAUUAUCUGUUUUCACUUGAUAAUGAAUCCCGUCUCAUCUACGUUUCUAUGUGACAUUCCACCGCUCUGAACAGGAGCGAGGGAGGAGGGAGAGAAAGAGCUGGGGAGGUUAUGUCCUAAUGUAAGGCUUUCACCUCUUUUCUCUCUGCCUUUCCCUCCUUUUCUCUCUCUGCCUUUCCCUCCUUUUCUCUCUCUGCCUUUCCCUCCUUUUCUCUCUCUGCCUUUCCCUCCUUUUCUCUCUCUGCCUUUCCCUCCCCCUUUUCUCUCUCGGCCUUCCCCCCCCUUUUCUCUCUCUGCCUUUCCCUCCUUUUCUCUCUCUGCCUUUCCCUCCUUUUCUCUCUCUGCCUUUCCCUCCUUUUCUCUCUCUGCCUUUCCCUCCUUUUCUCUCUCUGCCUUUCCCUCCUUUUCUCUCUCUGCCUUUCCCUCCUUUUCUCUCUCUGCCUUUCCCUCCUUUUCUCUCUCUGCCUUUCCCUCCUUUCUCUCUCUGCCUUUCCCCCUCCUUUUCUCUCUCUGCCUUUCCCCCUCCUUUUCUCUCUCGGCCUUUCCCCCUCCCUUUUCUCUCUCGGCCUUUCCCCCUCCCUUUUCUCUCUCGGCCUUUCCCCCUCCUUUUUCUCUCUCGGCCUUUCCCCCUCCUUUUUCUCUCUCGGCCUUACCCCCUCCUUUUUCUCUCUCGGCCUUUCCCCCUCCUUUUUCUCUCUCGGCCUUUCCCCCUCCUUUUUCUCUCUCGGCCUUUCCCCCCUCCUUUUCUCUCUCGGCCUUCCCCCCCCCUUUUCUCUCUCGGCCUUUUCCUCUCACAGUUCCAUUCUGCAGUACCCACCUGUAUUUGUUGCCAAAGUUAGUGGGGCUGUGCACUAUUUCCCCCCCCCCCGUCCAAUAGCAACGUGGCUCGAUGUGUCACUCAGUCCUAGAUGUAUGAUUGGCCCACUCUCAAACAGCUGACACCCCCCCCCCCCCCCCCCCACAGAGCAGAGCUUUGUUAAACCCCCCCCCUCAACUAAACACUUCAACUGAACUCUCUCUCUAUUUCUCUAUUUGUAUCCAGGUGUCUGUCCCUGUGAUCUCUGUAUUCAACAACACAUGGUGGUCAGUCAGUAUUUAUCAUGUAGGACCUGAUUUUUUUGGGCCAGGAUUCAAUCCCACAAUGCAAUGUUCACGGUAAACGCUGCAUAUGUCGGUUUAUUCUGAAAUGACCUUUUUUUUAUUUUCAAUGUCUAAAAGCGGUGAUGGUUUUGAAUCCUAAAUAGAACCAGGUUCUGUCUGGAACUAGAGGCUGGUCUCUGAGCGUUGGGUAAAAACUGGAAUGGAUUCUCACGCUGUUCUGGAAUGGGUUCAGUCCCUCAUCUCAUUAAUAUUGUAUCACAGGAAACGUUCCAAUGUAACCUAGAGGAAAUUAUGUCAUCCUCUAGCUGGGAGCUCAUUGGUGGAGAUUUUGAUCUCCCAGACAGGAAAUAACCUGUUUUUAUGUUGUUUUCAUGAAGGAAGUGUGUGUGUGUGUCCCUACAGCUGUCCAGAGCUCUGAUCUGGUGGGACGUUAACCUCUGACUGGAAGAAUUUCUCUAUAUUUUCUCUCUAAGGCACAGCGAUCAUCAUGGAGAAUGAUCUAUUGAUACAAACACCAUCUCUCACAUGACUUCCUGGUCUCUCACUCCUCCUCACAACUGGAAUCUGGUGCUUAAUCUCAUAACUCUCACGUAAAUGUGACCCACUGUGAUCUAGCCAGCGGUCAACGAUGUGGUGUAGUGGAUGGAUGGAUGGAAAGGUGUGUGUGACUGUUGGUUCACACAGGUGAGAGGUUAGACUGCCAUUGUAGUUCUGAUAAUGCCUGUGUCUGACUCAAGUGUUUCUGGGUAAUUUACUAAAAUGUAAAAAAUAUUCCAAACCUUUUUUUUACUUUGAGAAACUGGAACUUUCCUUUUUGUUUAAUUUUUUGGUGAUUAAUCUGUUGUGCCAUUGGUUCACCUGGAUGCCAACAACCAAUUAAAAAACGGGGAUUUUGAACACUA
Molecule: messenger RNA, 3922 nt
Organism: Oncorhynchus kisutch (coho salmon)
Lineage: Eukaryota; Metazoa; Chordata; Actinopteri; Salmoniformes; Salmonidae
Product: fascin-like
Exons: 8
Coding region: 238-1734 (498 amino acids)
Biological process (GO): actin filament bundle assembly; cell migration; establishment or maintenance of cell polarity
Cellular component (GO): cell projection membrane; growth cone; cytoplasm
Molecular function (GO): protein-macromolecule adaptor activity; actin filament binding
Source: RefSeq, a predicted model, not a curated record